GUCCUUUACCCUGGACGGCAGCUCGCGGCAAAGGCCGUCGACGUCACAGGCGCUAUUGAUUUGCGCUGCGCAGGCCUGCAGCGGGGCGCGGUACGCCUCCAGGGUCUCCUCCCAGCACCGCUGCGGGAGCGUGUUCGUGAGCUUGUCCCGCAUCCACGACACAGCGGUCUCGUGGAGCAUGACCUCCUGGAGCUGGCCGGGCUGCACAGAAGCGUCCGCGGGGAAAAAUGCCUUCAGGUCGUGGCGCUUCAACGCCCCGCGGUACUCCUCGGCGAUUGCCCCUGAGCCGGCGUUGUAGAAGCCGUUCCCACGGUCCGCGACGAGCACGCGAGGCUGCCAGCCGACCCCAGGAAAACGCACAGUCAGAGCAGCCCGCACGUGCCUCGGCAGAUGUCUAUUGGACAAAAG
Messenger RNA from Prorocentrum cordatum, 408 nucleotides. NCBI's taxonomy places the organism in Eukaryota, Dinophyceae, Prorocentrales, Prorocentraceae. The record is from the annotation of a GenBank genome assembly.